CGCAGCGCGUAGCGGCUUCACGGUGCCCUGCUGACGGGCGUCCAACCAGCUGACUGCGCUGCUAUCUGCUAAACAGCGAUGAAAGCCCUGCUGGUUCUGACAGUUUGAGAACUGUUCCGAAUUUAAAGCGACGGACUGAGGGACCGGAAGAGCGCGGAAGGCACCGGAAGACGGAUCGGUCUCAGGAUGGCUGGAGUGUUUGACAUCGACCUGGAGACGGAGGUCAGCAGCGACACAGAGGAGGACGCGUGUGAGGUGACAGCUGUUGAACCUGACAGCGGUCAGACGGAGGAGGUGGAGCUGACCAGUGAAAACGUCAACAGAGACAGCGAGAGAGUUGGACCGGACUGCUUCGAGCUCCUCACUGUUCUGGGCAAAGGAGCCUACGGCAAGGUUUUCCAAGUGAGGAAGGUUCAAGGUCCCCAAACAGGAAAGAUAUUCGCCAUGAAGGUCCUGAAGAAGGCUAAGAUUGUCCGUAACGCCAAAGACACGGCCCACACCCGAGCCGAGCGCGAGAUCCUGGAGAAGGUCAGACACCCAUUCAUCGUGGACCUGCUGUAUGCCUUCCAGACGGGAGGAAAGCUCUACCUCAUCCUGGAGUGUCUGAGCGGAGGAGAACUGUUCAUGCAGCUGGAGAAGGAGGGAAUCUUCAUGGAGGACACGGCCUGCUUCUACCUGGGAGAGAUCACGAUGGCCCUCGGUCACCUGCACUCCAACGGGAUCAUCUACCGAGACCUGAAGCCUGAGAACAUCAUGCUGUGUCAGCAAGGGCACAUCAAGCUGACUGAUUUUGGCCUCAGUAAGGAGUCCAUCCACGAUGGAACCAUCACACACACCUUCUGCGGCACCAUCGAGUACAUGAGGCAAUGAAUGUUGUGCUGCAGGGCUCCAGAGAUCCUCUCCAGGUUGGGUCACAACCGAGCCGUGGACUGGUGGAGCCUCGGCGCGCUGAUGCACGACAUGCUGACCGGAUCGCCUCCAUUCACAGCUGAGAACCGGAAGAAGACCAUGGAUAAGAUCCUGAAGUGUAAAGUCAGCCUUCCUCCGUACAUCACAGACGAUGCCAAAGACAUGAUCACAAAGCUGCUGAAGAAGAAUCCGGCGAAGAGACUCGGCUCUGGGAAAGACGACGCUGCUGCUAUCCAGAAACACAGGUUCUUCAGACACAUCAACUGGGAGGAGCUGCUGAACAAGCGAGUGGAACCGCCGUACAAACCGCUGCACUCUGAGGAAGACGUGAGCCAGUUUGACACCAGGUUCACCAGACAGACGCCGGUGGACAGUCCGGACGACACCAGGCUGAGCCACAGCGCCGAGCUCGCCUUCGCCGGUUUCUCCUUCGUGGCACCAUCGGUCCUCGAGAGUCUGAAGGAAGGAUUCUCGUUUGAGCCGCGAUCGCGUCACGUCCGCCGCCACAACAGCAGCCCGCGCACCCCCAUCAGUCCUCUGAAGUUCUCUCCGGCCGGGCCCUUCAAGUCCAGCUUGGACGGGGAAGCGGACCUGUUCUCCCCGUGUCCCCGCCUGCCGCCGUGCGUCCCGCCGCUGGAGAACGGCACGGCCAGUCAGCCCAUCAAGACGCCUUCCAGGAACAAGAAGAAGAAGGAGCAUCGGAGAUGAAGAACCAGAGGGAUUGUGUCUCUGUCAGGUUUCAUUUGAAGCUCUGAAAGAACCAGACAACUAAAUCCUCCGCUUUACAGGAACUCCUUCUCAAUCUAAUUAAAGGAGAGCAAGGCAUUGAUUUUCCUUUAGCAGCCUCCCUGCGUGUUUAUGGGGAGAGUUGGGAUUUGUGAUGGAUGGACUGGAAAA
Poeciliopsis prolifica (blackstripe livebearer) is the source of this 1806-nucleotide messenger RNA. Its product is annotated as ribosomal protein S6 kinase beta-2-like. NCBI's taxonomy places the organism in Eukaryota, Metazoa, Chordata, Actinopteri, Cyprinodontiformes, Poeciliidae. The record is from RefSeq and is a predicted model, not a curated record. Gene Ontology annotation, molecular function: protein serine/threonine kinase activity; ATP binding. Gene Ontology annotation, biological process: signal transduction; protein phosphorylation.